AUGACAUCCGAGAGUCCAGUGCCAGCCCUUGACUGCGGCAGACGGCUUCUCCCAGCGGUUAUCGACCAGCGUGCCAGGGACGAACCCGAGAGGCCUUGGUGCUCCCUUCCCAGAGACGACUAUGAUCUGUCCAAAGGCUUCGAAGACAUCUCGUUCUCUCGAUUUGCGAAUGGUAUCAACAAGCUAGCAUGGUUCAUCGAGAAGACGAUCGGGAAAUCCACCUCCUUCGAGACCGUCGCGUAUCUGGGGGUAAACGAUGUUCGCUACCACUUGAUGCAGAUGGCCGUGUGCAAAACAGGUCAUAAGGUGCUGUUCUCGACAAUGCUCAAUACCCCUGCAGUUCAUGUCUCCCUGAUGGAACAGACCGGCUGCAAGACCCUGUUCACAGCUCAAGGAGUCCACGUGAAGGACAUAUUAGCCUCCCGGCCAAUGAAGCAUGCGGUAAUCCCUGAACUCGAGGAAUUGUUGGAAGGAGGUCCUGUGCCGUAUUACCCGUACGAGAAGACAUUUGAAGAAGCCGAACACGACCCAUACCUUAUCCUUCAUACAAGCGGGACGACAGGAGAUCCAGACCGCCAUGUCCUGUUAGAGGAACGCGAGGGACGAAAGCACUGUUUGAUGUUGUCACACCCCGGUGAGGACGUUCGUUACAUCAUCACGACCUCGCCGUUCCAUGCUAUCUCUUCAGGAUUCGCUAUGUGCAUCUCAGUCUUCGGCAAGACCGUCUUCCUUCCCGGAUUCCGCCACCGCACCGCUUCCGCAAGCGAGGUGCAUUUGCUGAUUCCACACGCGAAUGCCUCCAAGGCUUUCUUCACGCCAUGGGUAAUGGAAGAUAUCUCUCGACGUCCAGAUGCUGCGAAAUUCAUAAAGCCCUUGCAGCAUGUCUGCUUUGGUGGUGCCGUGCUGUCAUCCCAUGCAGCGAGUAUCUGGGCCAAGUAUACCAGGAUCCAAAACUUUUGGGGCGCCACCGAGGCUCUUGCUGCGGCUCAACUCGAGGCUGAUAGAGAAGACUAUGCUUACAACUAUUUCGACGUAUUCACAAAUGGCUAUGAAUUCCGUCGUAUCGAAGACGCAGGAUAUGUGUCAGAAGAUGGCGUCGCCAACGACCUGUAUGAAUUUGUCAUGAAGCUGAACGAGACCUCGGCACCGAUUGCCAGCUGGCAUGCCCGUCAAAAUAUCCACCCGUCGACUACCACCCCGCCUCUCCCGGAAUGGUUUACAGGAGACCUCUGGACACCCCACCCCGACCCAGCGAAAGCGGCUUACGCCUGGAAGUUCGUAUGUCGAAAAGACGACCUCAUCUCCUUCUCAACGGGGGUGACAGGACACCCUGCUCCUAUAGAGCGCGCAAUCACAUCGGCCGAGAAAGUCCGCGCUGCGAUCCUCAUAGGAGAUAAGCACCAACAGUCCCUCGCACUUAUCGAGCUCAUGCAUGGAGCCGAGCCGUCCCCGAAACUGGCGAAAGAGAUAUGGGAGCAGACCAUCCAGCCUGCCAACGAGAAGGUACAGACACACAUCCGUGUGGCAAAGACACAUGUUGUGUUAGUGACAGCCGACGGGUUCGUCCGGACAGCAAAGGGGAGUGUAGUGCGAAAGCACACAGAGGAGAAGUUUAAGGACCUGAUCGACGGAGUGUACGAAAAGCAUGGCGACAAAUGGCAGGAUGCCAAGGAGAGGUAUGGUUCGAUCUCACAAUCGACGGAGAUCACAGUUGAGAUUCACUAG
Messenger RNA from Diaporthe amygdali, 1725 nucleotides. RefSeq lists its product as uncharacterized. The coding region runs from base 1 to 1725 and encodes 574 amino acids. NCBI's taxonomy places the organism in Eukaryota, Fungi, Ascomycota, Sordariomycetes, Diaporthales, Diaporthaceae. The record is from RefSeq and is a predicted model, not a curated record. The transcript is spliced from 4 exons.